UGACGUCAGGUUGGUUGCCAUGGCAGCCCAAAAGCCUCAGGUCUCCAGGGAAACGGAGAGUAGCAACAACAGCAGUGUACCCCCAUCCGCGGGGAAUUCAUAAACAUUUAUCCAGCUAACAGGCUAAUGCUACGGUGUUUUUAGUCGAAGCAUUUCCUUGUUUACUGGUUUAUUUUUGUGUUCAGGUAUUAGUAGUUGUCUUGUUGUUUGUUUAUUUGUUUUAAAUUUCAGUUGAAGUCUGCUCUUUUCCAUGGCGAGUCUUGGAUCUUUGGAGAGUUUGCAGGCUCUCUCUGCCUUAUUAUCUACUCAACAAGACGACGAUGAUGAUGAUAAAGACAGGAAAAAUGUGGCCACCUGUGCACAGCUGGGUCCCGGACACAUUGGCCCCCCACCCAAACCCAGUGCAAAAAAAGACGGGUCGACUGCCUACGUGAUGAAGAGCAGCAAAGACAUCUGGAGCGAGGAGGAGGUGGCAGAGGGCGCCCAGUAUGAUGAUCUCGCUGACCCGCGACCGCAGCCUGAGUAUGAAAUCAUCCUGAAACAGAAUGUGGGGACAGAGGAUCUGUUUCUGGGCCUGAGCAGAAAGGACCCGUCCUCCAUGUGCUGUGAAGCCAUGCUGGUAAAAAUCAAACUACCAGGCACUAAAGCAACAGAUGUGAUCCUGGAUGUGAAGGAAAAGUUUCUUGAUCUACGGACGCCAAAAUAUAAACUAGGUCUUCACCUCCCUCACCCGGUCCACAGCCAAGAGGGGAGGGCGCAGUUUUACAGCGAGAGAGAGGAGCUCGAGGUGACUCUGCUGAUGAACCGCCUCAUGGACUCCAUCAACAUGCAAUAAGAGAGAAGGACAACAGUCUCCAAGGAUUCAAAAGGCGCUGAAUUAAUCUAACACCAGUGCACACUGGACAUUUACACACUCCAGUGUGUUUCCUCAGAGGCAUUACCAGUGUAUGUCAAUCCGUUUUUGCUAUGCAAGUUCGACAAAUUGCCAGUACAUGCGGUUAUUUAAUCUGUCAUUCAUUUUGUGAUGUGUUCAGCUAUUCAUGGAUUCGUAAUAAAUAUUUUUCUGUAAUUAUGCAGCUAUUUUGUUAUUGAAAAAUCACAGAUGUACCUCGGAUGUUAGGGAUGGAUGGAUGUUAACGUUUUUCUGAAAGAAUAAAUUGCGUGUG
Messenger RNA from Myripristis murdjan (pinecone soldierfish), 1166 nucleotides. RefSeq names its product dynein axonemal assembly factor 6 (gene dnaaf6). The record is from RefSeq and is a predicted model, not a curated record. The coding region runs from base 251 to 835 and encodes 194 amino acids. Gene Ontology annotation, biological process: flagellated sperm motility; axonemal dynein complex assembly. Gene Ontology annotation, cellular component: cytoplasm. The transcript has 6 exons. NCBI's taxonomy places the organism in Eukaryota, Metazoa, Chordata, Actinopteri, Holocentriformes, Holocentridae. Gene Ontology annotation, molecular function: dynein intermediate chain binding; protein-folding chaperone binding.